This is a messenger RNA of Pan troglodytes (chimpanzee), 474 nucleotides long. It is a transcript of the gene GPR39, whose product is annotated as G protein-coupled receptor 39. Gene Ontology annotation, biological process: G protein-coupled receptor signaling pathway. The coding region runs from base 1 to 474 and encodes 157 amino acids. NCBI's taxonomy places the organism in Eukaryota, Metazoa, Chordata, Mammalia, Primates, Hominidae. Gene Ontology annotation, molecular function: G protein-coupled receptor activity. The transcript has a single exon. The record is from RefSeq and is a predicted model, not a curated record.
AUGCCCAACCAGAUUCGGAGGAUCAUGGCUGCGGCCAAACCCAAGCACGACUGGACGAGGUCCUACUUCCGGGCGUACAUGAUCCUCCUCCCCUUCUCGGAGACGUUUUUCUACCUCAGCUCGGUCAUCAACCCGCUCCUGUACACGGUGUCCUCGCAGCAGUUUCGGCGGGUGUUCGUGCAGGUGCUGUGCUGCCGCCUGUCGCUGCAGCACGCCAACCACGAGAAGCGCCUGCGCGUACAUGCGCACUCCACCACCGACAGCGCCCGCUUUGUGCAGCGCCCGCUGCUCUUCGCGUCCCGGCGCCAGUCCUCUGCAAGGAGAACUGAGAAGGUUUUCUUAAGCACUUUUCAGAGCGAGGCCAAGCCCCAGUGUAAGUCCCAGUCAUUGAGUCUCGAGUCACUAGAGCCCAACUCAGGCGCGAAACCAGCCAAUUCUGCUGCAGAGAAUGGUUUUCAGGAGCAUGAAGUUUGA